AUGGCCCUCAACUACAUUGUGACAGCCUACAAGCCAACAGUGGUAACCCAUGCUGUAGUUGGUAGUUUCAUUGUUCCUACGGAACUAAAUUUAGUGCUAGCAAAAACCAAUCGCGUGGAGCUGUUUUUGGUCACACCGGAAGGACUGAAACCACACAGAGAAUGUCCAGUAUUCGGGCGCAUCGCAACAAUAAAACUGUUCAGGGCGCCGGGUGAGGAUGUGGAUAGCUUGCUAAUUCUGACAGCAAAAUACCAUUUGGCUAUAAUCCGUUGGACAUCAACAAGCGAGUUGCGUACACGAGCUUCAGGGCACAUUGUAGAUCGAGUUGGAAGACCAUCAGAAACAGGAAUGAUUGCAACUGUUCAUUCAUCCGGAUUGAUGGUGUUUCGUUUAUACGACGGUCUUCUGAAGAUAGUCCAAUGGAAUGAAGGGAAGGAUCUCCGUGGUUUCAACGUUAGAUGUGAUGAUUUGUAUAUCAUUGAUGUAGCAUUUUUGUCUGAUCCUGACCGUCCUACACUUGCCUACAUAUACCAGGACGAUAAUGGACGCCAUGUAAAGGUAGUUACUCUUAAUAUUGAUGAUAAAGAGCUCAGCUCACCUCUUUGGAAGCACGAUAAUCUCGAAGGGGAAGCGAAUAUGGUGAUUAGUGUUCCGGAACCUGUAGGUGGAUGUCUCAUUGCGGGUCCCGACGCUAUUUCCUAUCAUAAAGGAGGCGAGGAUGCCUUGCGUUAUGCAGGGAUGCCUGGAUCAAAACUUCACAACACUUAUCCAAAUUGUUAUGCUCCAGUGGAUCGUGAUGGACAGCGAUAUUUAUUGGCUGAUUUAGCUGGCAAUUUAUAUAUGUUGUUGUUAGAGCUGGGCAAAGAUCAGGAACAAGAUGAGAACUCAUCUAUAACUGUGAGGGAUAUGAAGGUCGAAAGCUUGGGGGAAACUUGUAUAGCGGAGUGUAUGUGCUAUUUGGAUAAUGGAGUCUGUUUCAUUGGUUCACGUUUUGGUGAUAGUCAGCUGAUACGUCUCAGUACAGAACCGCGAGCUGACGGCACCGGCUACAUAUCGUUGUUAGACAAUUAUACGAAUCUGGCACCAAUAAGAGAUAUGACAGUAAUGCGGUGUAAUGGACAGCAACAGAUCUUAACAUGUUCUGGAGCUUACAAAGAUGGUACUAUUCGUAUUAUUCGGAAUGGAAUUGGAAUCGAAGAAUUGGCUUCUGUAGAGCUAAAAGGCAUCAAAAACAUGUUUACUCUACGUACACGUAACCCUGAAUUUGAUGAUUAUUUAAUUCUCAGUUUCGAUAGCGAAACACAUGUUCUUUUUAUUAAUGGCGAGGAAUUAGAGGACACACAGAUAACAGGUUUCGCAGUUGACGGUGCAACCCUUUGGACAGGCUGUCUAUUUUAUAGUAAAACAAUUUUGCAAGUAACACAUGGCGAAGUAAUUCUUAUCAAUGAUGAUAAUAUUCAAGUAUGGAAAGCUCCCAAAUGGAUCACGCUUGUUGCUGUCAAUGAAAUAACUGGUCAGUUGGUGGUAGCCUGUGGAGCUGUUCUGAUAUAUUUAGAAGCAAAUUCUGCUGGUUUUAAAGUGAUCAGCGAAUUAGAAUGCGAAUUUGAAAUUUCUUGUGUUGACAUCACUCCUGUUGGAAACGGUACACAACGUUCCGAAAUUUGUGCUGUUGGUUACUGGACUGAUCUUUCGGUCGCGUUGCGUACUUUGCCGCAAUUGGCGGAAGUAGUGCGGGAAAAGAUAACUGGUGAUAUGCUCUCUCGAUCCAUUAUGUUGAGCCCAAUGGAAGGACAUGUUUAUUUGCUGGUGGCGCUUGGAGAUGGAACAGUGCAUUAUUUUCAGAUUGAUAUGAAAACUGGUGUUCUUUUGGAUCCAAAAAAAGCAACUCUUGGGACACAGCCAAUACAUUUGCGUAAAUUUCGAUCUCGAUGUUCUCCAAUUCAGAAUAUCUUUGUGUGUAGUGAUCGUCCAGCGGUCAUUUAUUCUUCGAAUCAGAAACUUCUAUUUUCUAAUGUAAACCUCAGAAUGGUUUCUACAAUGACACCACUUUGUGCAGAAGCUUAUCCAGAUGCCUUGGUACUUACUGACGGGCAUUCGUUGGUGAUCGGUAGAAUCGAUGAUAUCCAGAAGCUGCACAUCAGAACAGUUCCACUGGGUGAAAGUCCUUCUCGAAUUGCCUACCAGUCAGAAACAAAUACGAUUGCCGUGAUUGUUGAGCGGUUAGAGUUUGUGGACGGCAUGGGGAAACAUCAUUUUGGACAAUGUGCAUCAAAAAAUGCAAUGGAAACGUCAAGUAGUCGGUUGAGUUCCAUGAGGCGAGAACCUACUCCGGAAUGUUUGGCUGAGGAAGCGGAAGUCAGUUCAAUUUUGUUGCUGGAUUCCAAUACAUUUGAAAUAUUACAUUCUCAUGAGCUUGAAGGCAGUGAAAUGGCAAUGUCACUAGCUUCUUGUCAACUCGGAAGUGAUAGCCAACCGUAUUUCGUUGUAGGCACCGCAGUUAUCAUGUCUGAUGAAACGGAAUCCAAAAUGGGUCGUAUCAUGAUGUUCCAAGCAUCAGAGGGUCCGGAACGUAUGCGUUUGGUGUAUGAAAAAGAAAUUAAAGGAGCCGCUUAUUCUAUUCAGUCUAUGGAUGGGAAACUGGUGGUUGCAGUCAACAGUUGUGUUCGGUUAUUUGAAUGGACUGCUGACAAAGAAUUACGAUUGGAAUGUUCCGAUUUUGAUAACGUUACUGCAUUAUAUUUAAAGACGAAGAAUGAUUUAAUUUUGGUGGGCGAUUUGAUGCGGUCGCUUUCUCUUCUUUCCUAUAAAUCAAUGGAAUCAACGUUUGAAAAAGUAGCUAGAGAUUUCAUGACAAAUUGGAUGUCAGCUUGUGAGAUAAUAGAUUCUGACAACUUUUUGGGUGCUGAAAACUCGUAUAACUUGUUUACGGUAAUCAAGGAUUCAUUCACAGUGUUCAAAGAAGAAGGGACAAGAUUACAAGAAUUAGGGUUAUUUUACUUGGGUGAAAUGGUUAAUGUAUUCUGCCAUGGAUCUUUAACUGCUACGCAAGUUGAUGUGGCACCGCUGUAUCAUUCCUCGAUUUUGUAUGGUACUUCAGAUGGUGGUAUAGGAGUCGUUGUUCAAAUGCCGCCAGCGCUUUACGCAUUCCUACAAGACGUUCAGAAACGUUUGGCUGAGUACACAGAAAAUUGUAUGCGAAUUUCGCACACACAAUAUAGAACAUUUGAAACAGAGAAGCGAAGCGAAGUUCCAAAUGGUUUCAUCGAUGGUGAUUUAAUCGAAAGCCUUUUGGAUAUGGGCAAAGAUUCGGUGGAACACAUCGUUAACGGACUUAAAAUGCCGCUGUUAAACAGUACACCGGCCUCUGAAUCUACGGAGCUAGUAGAUGCGACAGCAGAAGAUGUGUUAAAACUCGUCGAAGAUUUAUCAAGGAUACAUUAG
This is a messenger RNA of Cercopithifilaria johnstoni, 3441 nucleotides long. The record is from the annotation of a GenBank genome assembly. NCBI's taxonomy places the organism in Eukaryota, Metazoa, Nematoda, Chromadorea, Rhabditida, Onchocercidae.